Messenger RNA from Chenopodium quinoa (quinoa), 1357 nucleotides. RefSeq lists its product as uncharacterized. Lineage: Eukaryota; Viridiplantae; Streptophyta; Magnoliopsida; Caryophyllales; Amaranthaceae. The transcript has 5 exons. The record is from RefSeq and is a predicted model, not a curated record. The coding region runs from base 306 to 1328 and encodes 340 amino acids. Gene Ontology annotation, molecular function: polysaccharide binding.
UUAUGUGCUCACUUCUGGCAAAAAUAAAGCAAAAGCAACCAAAGUUAGUAAAUCAAUUAAGAAUUUAAAUAUUCGCAAUACAAUAAAUAAAAUCUAAAGAACAAAGAACAAAAAAGUGAAUAAAGAGAACUAAAGCAAAUAUAUGACACAAAUUCUUAGUAAUAUUUACUAAUAAUGGUGCUAAGAUUCUUUACUUCUAACUCUCAAACUUGACUCAAAACCCUAACAACACUCAUGCUUCCCAACUUUUUUGUCACACCAAAUUAAAAACUAAACCAAAAUUUCCCCUUACACAAAUAACCAAAAUGAGUCACCCUAAAAAUUCUACAACCCAAAUACUCACUCUCCUAAUACUAACCUUAGAUGUGUUAGUCUCUUCUCAAUCAUCCCUCUGUAGGACGUCCUGCGGAGGGAUUCCGAUUAACUACCCUCUAACCAUUGAUGAUGGGUGCGGUAGUCCAUACUACCGCCACAUCUUGGUGUGCUCCGGAGAUGUCCUCCAACUCCGGACCCCUUCAGGCCGGUACCCCGUGAAGUCAAUUAGCUAUUCGGAUCCCCACAUUUUGGUCUCGGACCCUCUUAUGUGGGAGUGCAAGGAUGAAGACCGGUUUCGGCCCACUAGACCAUUUAGCUUGGACAGCAGCACGCACUUGUCUCUAUCCAACCAGAAUGAGUAUCUCUUCUUCAAUUGUAGCCCUGAUAAGGUCAUCAUGGAGCCCAGGCCGAUGUUUUGCGAGAGGUUCCCUGAUCGGUGUGACACUACAUGUGAUCCCGCAAGCUACCUAUGCUGGCAUUUCCCGCAAUGUGCCCCAAAAAAUAAGGCCUUAAGAGACCUCUCUUGUUGCUCUUACUACCCUAAGGCGACCGAAUCCUUAAGGAUGAUGCUCAAGCAGUGUGAUACUUAUACUAGUGUUCACUGGAAGAGUGUUGGCGGCCUAGGGACCUCACGACCCUACGAUCAAGUGCCCGAGUAUGGUGUGAGAGUCGACUUUGAGACCCCGCUCACGUCGAGCUGCCUUCGUUGCCAAGACCGUGCUAAGGGACGAGGUACUUGCGGGUUUAAUACCACAAACCAAGAUUUCUUAUGUUUGUGUGAGGAAAGAAAUGUCACUACUUAUUGUAAAGAUCAUCAAGUUGAAAGACACGGUGGACAUACUAAGGCAGUCGCAGGAACGGUGACAGCAGCAUCAAUAGUAGCAGUAGGAAUUGGGGCAGGCAUAUGGUACUUGAAAAAAUCGAAGAAGAGGUGGCACCACAAAAUCGCAAUAACUCAGCAAGAGGUCGUCAUCUUCAACAGGGAGAGGACCAAAAGCUUGGGUCUUUGCUGACAAAGAUUCGAGAAUCCUGAUAAAGAGAG